AUGUCAGACCUCGACGUCACCGCCGAGAAUGUUGCCGAAAUCCUCCAGAACGAUCGCAUGGUCAAGGUCGCGGGGAUCGACGUGGAUGGUCAGCUGCGCGGCAAGCUUAUGAAGAAGAGCAAGUUCCUCUCGAUUGUAUCUGAGGGGUUCGGCUUUUGCUCUGUUAUCUUCGGCUGGGACCAACAUGAUCAAACCUACUACAAGGAGCUAGCAAUCAGCAACAAGGAGAACGGAUAUCGCGACUUGGUUGCCAUCCCGGACCUACGCAGCUUUCGUCGCAUUCCAUGGGAGAACAAUGUCCCGUUCUUCCUAGUCAGUUUCUUCGAUCCUGACACGCGGGAGCCGGUGUGUGCCUGCCCGCGUGGGCUGUUAAAGACUGCAGCUGCAAAGGCAGAGGCUGCGGGGUAUCGUGCAAUGGCUGGAGCUGAGUAUGAGUUCUACCAGUUCCGCGCCCCGAGCGAUCAUCCGGCACCCGAACGAGCUGCUUCGUCGACGGCGACCUUCCUCCAGACGAACCCAGUUGAUGCAUUGCCCUCAUUGACAGAGGGGAUGUUCGGAUACUCCCUCACGCGGCCCCUCCAUAACCAAGAUUAUUACUAUGGCAUCUAUGACGCCUGCGAGCAAUUCCGCUGCGAUAUUGAAGGGUGGCACACCGAGAGUGGACCAGGCGUGUUCGAGGCUGCAUUACAAUUUGGCGAGGCCAAGGACAUGGCGGACAAGGCAGGCUUGUUCAAAUAUGUCGUCAAGGCCUACGGCAUUAAGCACGGCAUUACCCCAUGUUUCAUGGCCAAACCACGCCAGGGACUGCCCGGGAACAGCGGGCACAUGCACAUCUCCCUUGUGACAGCCGACGGGAAGAACGCCUUCAUUCGCGACACCCCCGAUCCCUCCCCGCAGUACCCGGACAUCGCACAUCUGUCCGAUCUCGGGCGGCAUUUCCUGGCAGGGCUGCUGGUCGGCCUGCCGGAUAUCAUGCCGCUCGUCGCGCCGACCGUUAACUCCUACAAACGCCUAGUCGAGAACUUCUGGGCCCCCGUCACCGUGUCUUGGGGUUUAGAGCACCGUGCUGCCUCUAUCCGGCUGAUCACCCCACCAACCGCCAGCGCUAAAGCAACCCGGUUUGAAGUCCGUGUGCCUGGCGCAGACGCUAAUCCACACUUUGUCCUUGCAGCUGUGAUGGCUUUAGGCUGGCGUGGUGUUGAGAAAAAACUAGAGAUUCCUGUACCACCUCUGUCGAAGGGCGAGGAUAUGGGCGGCGCAAGCGACCAAGGCGUGCGACUCGCCAAGUCUCUAAAGGAGGCAGUCGUUACGUUUAUGCGUCCAGAAAGUAUUGCACGGGAAGUGUUCGGGGACGCAUUUGUCGAUCAUUUUGGAGGUACUCGAGAGCACGAAGUGCGUCUAUGGGAAGAGGCCGUGACCGAUUGGGAGGUCCGGCGGUAUAUCGAGACCGUAUAG
This is a messenger RNA of Penicillium macrosclerotiorum, 1455 nucleotides long. RefSeq names its product glutamine synthetase family protein. The record is from RefSeq and is a predicted model, not a curated record. Lineage: Eukaryota; Fungi; Ascomycota; Eurotiomycetes; Eurotiales; Aspergillaceae. The transcript has 5 exons. Bases 1 to 1455 code for a protein of 484 amino acids. Gene Ontology annotation, molecular function: glutamine synthetase activity.